AUGGGAAAUCAGAGCUCUGAGCAGAAGCGCACUCAGCCCCCACCUGCCCCUGAGGUUGGAAUCUUCCUUGAAGGGCACUCCUCUUCACCUGUAGCUGUAACUGCAGAUGAAAAUAAGAAUGAGACUCAACAACCCAACGUGUCUCUGCAGCUUUCCAGUACCAUGCUGAUGGACGAAGUGGGAUCCUGGGGCCAACCUCGUUUGCCUUUGAGACUUCCCUUCAGUUUGCCACCUGAACUUGUAAGAGAGCAACUGGAGAGCCUCUGGGAGAAAAGAGGAUCCAGCAUUCCUGUGGACAGUUCAAGAGCUCUUAAACACCCAGAGGGGCCACCACCUGCAGUUGUGAAAGAGUCCCUAGCAACUGCAAAAGUAAAUAGCUCUGAGGGGCUAGCAGUCUGGAAGAAAAUGGGACAAAAUUCUAUUAAUGUGAUCCCAAAAUUCUCUAGUACCCCUCCCUCACUGAUGGUAGGGGGAGCAGGGGUCAGCAAUGAAAACACAGAAAGAGGUGUCAAUAAUGCAAAUUUCCCUGUGGCUUUGCCACAAGGUCAAGGAUUCUUUCCACCCAAAUGCCCACAAGUAGGAGAUCCUCCACCUAUCCCCACCAUUAGAUCUGGGAUAAUGAUGCAGGUGCCUCCAGGAUAUGUGAGAAUGCCCAACAAUGGAAGGAUGGCUCAUGUUUCUUUCCCAACGGGAAGCCCAGGGCUCCCCAUGGAAAACUGGUCAAGGCCUGCAAUCAUUCCUCCUGGUAUUGCUCCUUUACCUUCCUGGCCUUGUGCUCCUGGCUUCAUAUGCCCUCUAUUUUGGAAUUUCAAUCCAUUUCUCAAUAUGCCUGUGCGUUUUGUUCCUGCCCCAAUAAAUGGUUCUCCACAUCUUCCCACUUUUGCCAAUUUCCCUCCCAGGAACAUGCUACCUCCUGCAUCCUUUAUCAGAGAGAACAAAUGA
Molecule: messenger RNA, 942 nt
Organism: Artibeus jamaicensis (Jamaican fruit-eating bat)
Lineage: Eukaryota; Metazoa; Chordata; Mammalia; Chiroptera; Phyllostomidae
Gene: PRR32
Product: proline rich 32
Exons: 2
Coding region: 1-942 (313 amino acids)
Source: RefSeq, a predicted model, not a curated record